AGACCCCCCUUUGUGACAGGACCAACUACAUAAGCGCUUUGGAGUACUUAUCCAGGUGUUUCUUGUCCUUUCCAUACUACCGUAAAAGAUGCUUACCAAAAACUACCUGUGUUUAUUGAGCUCAACGUGAAGGUAGAAUCAAAUAAUAAAACGGUUGUGGUCCAAGCAAGAAAGGCCACAAUACACGCGAACCUCUCAGAGUACAGAGAUCAGUAUGAACUUGUGACAGAUGCUCUGACGGCGUUUGAGAAGGAACACUGGUGGAAUAAGCCUACACACAACUGGGUGAAAGUUUCUGGCUCACAGGUCCUCCCCUGCUUUCAUGAAUAUUCAGCAGCUGUCACUGCGUGGGUGGAGACAGUCGGGCUAUAAAUCCCAGCAGUAUCCAGCAAAGGUACGUUCUCGAGCUGGUGAGUUGGAGUAGGACCUGCGACCAGAACAAACUACCAAGCACCUCGCAGUCUUCACACAACCUUCAUCUUCGCCGCUCAGCCACCGCAAAUGGACGGCAUGCAGGAUCUGAUCCCCUUCGCCAAAGAGAUGCUGAGCCAGAAACCCAGCCGCGGUUUGCUGAAGGUCUACCUGGUGGGUUCUGCGUUUGCAGUACUGGGCACGCUCGUCGGCCUGGUGGAGGCCGUGUGUCACCCUUUCUCCUGCGGCGAGCCCAUGGACUCGGAGAUGGUCCUCAUGUUGGCCCGGGAGCGGAGAACUGUUGGGGUCGAGACGCGGGGUGACGCGGCGGACGAGGAGGAAACGGCGACUCGUGAGAAAGACGCCGUCACCCAGAGCACCAUCAUCUACAAGACCCACAAACUCAACCAGCGGAGCGUCGCCAACCGGCUGCACGCCUCCUAAAGCCAAAGGGGUCAGCCCCUACUGACUGAAGAUAUUUAUCAAGGAACCGCUCCUGCCACGCCGCAGACCCGUGCAACACGUAGAUAAUCUGAGGCUUUAGAGACAAAAGUGUCUGAGCUACCUGCCAUUCUGUGCUGCUAGUUAACGGUGCCCACAAGCGCUGUCAGAAGCGCUGUCUAAGUAUGCCCUAACGCAUUGGAUGCACUUAAAAGACCCCAAAAGGUUCCGGUGGCAGCCGAUCCGGGUGAAAUUGAGACUUUCUGACAGGCAGAGGCCUGUUGGGAGUGUACAUUCCCUCAGUGAGACGGGUAUUGGGAUCCUGGGUCCUCAGCAAACGGAAAGAUUGUUCAAUGUCACAAUAAGUUUGCUAUAAAAUGUUAUUUCUCUCUUAUUCAUCCCCGGAGGAAGGGUUUCUUUUCCUGAAGGUAGUCUGGAAAUGAAUCUAAUCAGGGUUAUAUGAACAGCUCUCGAUGUCGCCCUGAGGUAAAUGUGAGCUACAUGAACCCCCAUUAUUUAUUCUGUUGCUGGUUUCCACAAAAAAAACAGUGAAAAAAAACCCAUUUUGUUCAGAUUUCACAACCCAAAAUGAAGCGCGUGAAGUUAAGAGAGCGUGAGCGCGCUGUGAGCUGCUGCGUAGCGCCACCUGGCUUCCAGCGGACGCAUCGGAUCUGCCAAUCCAAGCGCUCACUGCGUUCAAGAGGAACAGCCCGAUGCUCUGUGUAUAUGCUGUAAAUAUACGACCUUUUUCAUACCAAUAAAGUUGAUUUCAUUUAUAAACUC
Molecule: messenger RNA, 1635 nt
Organism: Gasterosteus aculeatus aculeatus (three-spined stickleback)
Lineage: Eukaryota; Metazoa; Chordata; Actinopteri; Perciformes; Gasterosteidae
Product: G0/G1 switch protein 2
Source: RefSeq, a predicted model, not a curated record